This is a messenger RNA of Fomitopsis serialis, 684 nucleotides long. RefSeq lists its product as uncharacterized. NCBI's taxonomy places the organism in Eukaryota, Fungi, Basidiomycota, Agaricomycetes, Polyporales, Fomitopsidaceae. The transcript has 4 exons. The coding region runs from base 79 to 474 and encodes 131 amino acids. The record is from RefSeq and is a predicted model, not a curated record.
GCGGCGCUCUCGGUCUUGGCACGCUCUUCAAGAUCGGCCGUCACCUCAUCCCGCACAGUAGUGGCAACAGCAACAGCAAUGGCAACAACGGUCAGAAACAGAAGCACCGUCGCGAGCUGGAAGAGCUCUUUUCUCGCCCCUGCACAGGGCAGCGGUGCUCUUGGUCUUGGCCUCCUUUUCAGAAUCGGCCGUCAUUUCAUCCCGCACAGCAGUAACAACAACAAACACCGCCGUGACCUUGAGGAGGUGGAUCUGUGGGAGCGAGAUGUGCCCGAGGAGAGUCUCUGGGAGCGUGAGCUUCCCGAAGAGGAGUUUUGGGCUCGGGAUGUUCCUGAGCAGGAGUUCUGGGAGCGUGAUGUGCCCGAGCAGGAACUUUGGGAACGCGAGGUUCCGGCUGCGGCGGAGGGCAGCGGUGCUCUUGGCUUUGGUCUUGUGAAGGAUGUUCUCAAGGCUGGCUCCCACCUUUUUGGGUAAGCAUCCAGUUCGCCCACCGUGCUGUGCCAUCUCUAACGCCACGGUUAUGAAUAUAGCCACAGUGGCGGCAGCAGCGGCAGUAACAACCAGAACAACCAGAAGCAACGUCGCUCUGACGAGUUCGACGACCUCUUUGCUCGGGACUACGAGUACACCUACGAGUGGGAGUAAGCGGUAUCGCUGUGAAGGUUGAGAUGUGGGCCAGGAAGU